UUGUUGCCUCAAUCAAUAUUUAUCCCCGGGCACUCGACCCUCGCGCUCAUUCUCUUCCCAAGGCUGACACGUUACGUCAGAGCAAGUGGAGCCACGCACACUUUUGUCAAAUUUCAUCAAUGGCAUGACCCAGCAACUCGAUCUCGGCCGAGAAGUGCUAGCGGUUCUCCCUCGAGCAGAUCUCGCUCCCGGACGUAGCGAGCUUUUGAAGAUGGCCAAACUCAGGGUCGAUAUCAAAGAUGUACAGGUGGAACUUCAGUCAACCAAAGACGCGCUGUCUGAGGCUCGGUCGAAGGUUUCUUCCCUGCAGCAAAAGCUUGAGGCAUCCGACUCCCGAGCUCUGGCCGCCGAGAGAUUGAACAAGCAUUGGGAGGACGCGAUGAGGGAACUCUUAGCCGACCACGGCGUGGAGGCUCCGGACCGCGUAGGUCCCGAGCUGGCAGUACUGCUCAGUCGAAGACAGUGAUUGUAGGGAAGCUCGUGGAAACUCGCAAUGCAUGGGCGCUCCCGUUCCGCUGAUCUCGAGCUUUGCGAUCUAUGGGAUUGCA
Molecule: messenger RNA, 548 nt
Organism: Kockovaella imperatae
Lineage: Eukaryota; Fungi; Basidiomycota; Tremellomycetes; Tremellales; Cuniculitremaceae
Exons: 1
Coding region: 125-466 (113 amino acids)
Source: RefSeq, a predicted model, not a curated record